AUGAUUGCAAAGCCACCAAAAGCCAAGAUUAAUAAAAUACAAGAUGUUCUUGGAUUGUUCGCAAAAUCCUGCGUUACUUUUGCGAUGAAUUAUUGUUUGGCAUUCAAAUUAACUUGGAUACUAUUCUAUCAUGUAUAUGCUCUGAAAGAUGAAUCUAACAAUCUACUCAACAGUUCUUCAGUUAGUAUCGAGAGAACUACUAACAGCCAUGUUAAUUUGUCAAUCCUUAAAUCCAAUUUACCUACAUUGGACUAUGUUUUCACAUCUGUUAAUGUUACACCGAAAUCAAAGCUUACAACAUCAAACGUCACCGUUAUUUCCGAAGAUAUGUCGACUACCAAACUUUCGAAUUCUACUAAGCAGUUGGAUAAAUUUUUAUCAGAGAAAACUACAGAGGUUAGACGUAUAACAACUGGAACGCAUACUAUCCAAGAGGAAGAAGUUGCUGAAAUCGAUGAGUUUGAAAAAAACAAAUUAGGCGAAAGCUCUACCCAUUCAGGCGAUUCACAUGCUGACCUAAUACAAGAGCCACGAAGAAAAGAUUCCAAGGAUAGUGGGCAACAGAUAGAUCCCGGACAGUCUAUAUUUGACAGAAAGCAUCCUACCGAAUCUGAGUCUAAAAAAUCCAAUGGAUUCAUAUAUCAAGGCGACUCUGGUACUGUAGUUCACGAUAAAUUAUAUACUCCCGAUAUAUCCGUGAGUUACGUCCUCGUACUAUGCUGCAUUCUAGUUGUGCUUAUUCUGUGCAUUUGGAAACCUCUUUGUCAUAUAUUGUACAAUAUAUACGGUGGGUGUUGUUCACGAUCUCGUGUUAGUAGAAUUGAUCUGAAUAGCAAAGUGGCAUAUCGUCAUUUAAAUACAGAGGAGUUUUAA
Schistosoma intercalatum is the source of this 873-nucleotide messenger RNA. Lineage: Eukaryota; Metazoa; Platyhelminthes; Trematoda; Strigeidida; Schistosomatidae. The record is from the annotation of a GenBank genome assembly.